AUGCGUUGUGGAGGAACAGGGCACACUGCUGCUAUGUGCCGCUCCCCUUCGAGAGCUGAGGCUGUGGCUAGGAAGCCAACAGCUGUGGAAGCGUCCGUUAAAAAGAAGCCAUCUCCGACUACUUCGGCAGCGACGUGUGUUGAGGAAUCUCCUGAGCAACGUGCACUUCCGGCAGAUGAACAAGCGGCUCCGAUAGCUGAUCGUGGAGCCAAUGAAGACGAUGAGGAAAACUUUGAUGUAGCUAAUGCGGUUUCCACUAGUUGGUUGCACACUGUAAUUGACAGUCCUUAUGGUGCGGCUUUGACUGAUCCUACUCUCUGUCAUGGUACCUCCUUGUAUACUGAUGAACUUUCGAACCCAUCUCCGUUGAUCACAGACAUACAGUUGUCACCUCGGAAUAGUCAUUUCAGUCGCUAUGAUUGCAGAGCACUAGUGGAUACUGGAGCUGGUAGGAGCUUUAUUCGAUUCGAUAUGCUUAAUAAACUACCGAAUUCCUUCAUCGUUGAUCGUCGUGAUGUUAAUAUAAGUGUUAUGGUUGCUAACGCUGAGAAGUUCGUCUGUAAGCAAGCUGUGAUGCUUGAUGUUACUACCCCUCAGUUGACAAAGCCCAUUUGGUUUCUUACUGUGAAGAGUCUAUCCUUCCCCCUUAUACUUGGACUUGAUGCUAUACGACGGCUCCAAUUGUUGAUUUUUGCUUCACCGGAGAAGAUUCUCCUCAAGGCUGGCUUGACCGAGAAAGAGGUCGGCCGUUGUGCUGGCAACCAAGAGCUUGAAGUUGCUAGUACGAAUAGAGGAGACAUUUCUGUAUAUUCUCCGAGUGAUCUUGAGCUAAUUAAUAAAGCCGUCGGGUCCGCUUCUGGGGAAGAGUCAGUAGAUUUCAACUUGGUGUUGCAAGGUGCUUUGAAGGAGGAGACUCCUCUCACCUUCGAUCAAGUUUAUUGGUCUGAUAGUUUUGACCAAAGAGGCUUUGAGGGGGAUAGUAUUUCUCACUUAUCAUCGUCUGCUCCAUCACCGGUAGAUCUCGCUGCUUCAUUGACUAGUAAUUCUGAUGAGUCCGACUCUCUGUUUAUCGGAUUCACUAAAGAUGACAACCAUAUUGAUGAGAAUGGUGAGAAGCAGUCAGUUCUGAGGUUUACGUAUAAGGUUCCUUGGAUAAAACGGCUUCCAAGGCCCUCUCGGGGUGACAUCCGUAAGGCCAUAGCUCGAGACGAUGCUCUAUCGGCUCGACUCAAGAAGUCGGGGCAGUAUGAAUCUUAUGGUAAAGUCUUCGACUCUUAUGUUGCAAAAGGCAUUUUGGUAGAAGUAGAUGAGGCUGAGUAUGAGGAGGUUACUGGGAUACUGAGUCACUUUCCUGUUGAAAGGGACAGUAGUCCUACGACCCCUUUGAGGCCAGCUCUGAAUGGUUCGGUGUAUCGGGGCGCGGUCGGUACUGGAUUUCGCAAUAAGAGAGAAGAGGAUGCGGUGCUUCGCAGUACCUUACCGCAACUGCUUUUGUUCCGAUCCUUCCCUCAUGUAGCAACUUUAGAUGUCCAAACGGCCUUCUAUAUGCUGAGGCACACUCGUCGCGACAGUUUUUCCUUUUGUUUGGCUUGGAAACAUCGUCUGUUUCGUCUCGUGUCUCCUGCUAUGGGGGCUCCCCAUUCGCCUUGCGUGUUGCAAGACAGCAUGAGACGGGUCUGUGAUGCAGCACUGCGGAAGUUUGGGGAAAGUCACCCAGAGCUUUCUAAAAGUGAGUUGUCGCAAAGAGUGGCCUUCAGCGCAUAUAUGGAUGAUAUAGUAGUUGCUGCUGUUUCAUCUCAACUUUUGCACGACGCCCUAUCAUGUGCUUUGAGCGUCUGUGCGGCUCACGGUUUCAAUUGUCCUCUAGUUAAGCGUUGUAUCGGUGCUCCCUCUCAGGGAGAUCCGCCACAGAAGGUGCUGGGGAUGCUCUGGGUUUCGGGUGACAAACUGGCUAAUGCACCCGGGCCUGACCUACCACCCCCAGUGAUGCUCAAAGAUGAUUCUGGUCUUCCAUCGAGUCGUGUCGCCACCACGUGUCGUGACAUUAUGAGUAUCAUCGCUAAGCAGUACGACCCUUGUGGUGUCAGCAACAAUAUAUUGCUCUCUAUGAGAUUGAUUCUAAGGAAGGAGAUGGAGCGGUUGAAGGACCUGGACGCGUUCGUGAGUAUUGACACCCAUCGGGCUAUACAAUCGUUGAUAUCCGACUUUCGGAAUGCUGAACCUAUACCUCGAGAAAUACUAUGUCGUGAAGAUACCUUGGAAUUGUUCGUAUUUUGUGAUGCUAGUGCUUACGCUACUUCCACGGUUGUUCUGGACGCCCACUUCCGCCCAGUUCGGUGUAUUUCGAGGAUGAUUUCUGCAACUCGUAAGGGGUGGACUAUCGUACGCAAAGAGCUAUUAGCCUUCAGAGAGUCUGUUGAAUUCGUGGCUACCACGGUGAGGGCGUGUUCCUCGUGUAGAUCGUCUGGUAGCAUCAGUAUCACUUAUUUAACUGAUAAUUCUUCUAAUUAUUAUCGUAUUCGUAGUGCCUUAAGAGAGCUAUCGGAUUCCAAGAUUACUAAGGAAUUGCCAGCAUGGGAGAAAUCCAUAGUUGCCACCAUUGUGAAGAAGAUCCGUGGGUUGUCUGACGACUUCACGGUAUUACACGUGUCGGGGGAGUACAACCCCAGCGAUGCCUAUUCUCGUGGUACUCGUAUUAAAGUGGCUCCCUAUGCUGAUUCCAACUUAAUUAGACUCGUACGUGAAAGUCGGCGACGGGCGAAGAAUUGUGGUGGUAUGGGCGAUCCUUUGGCCUGUCGAGCUGACUUCCCUCCUGAAGAAGGGAGUAGUUACGAGUAUGAGCUCAAUGAGCUCCUGUUACCAUUGCAUAUCGGCGAAAAUUUUGCCGCAUUGAAGUCUGAUAUUAUUAACCAUCAGCGCCGUGAUCCCACUCUUAAAUUAUUCUUUGAAGGCGCAGCCGAUAGGUUAGAUGAUCGAGUCAAGCGGAAGUAUGAAUUUGUAGAGAAGGAGAACCAUAUGGAGAGCUUCGUUAUCAAUAAGGUCAGCGGUGGUUUGGUGGUACCUAUCAGUAAGCUCUGGGAUGUUGCACUCCGAUUGCACGAAUUCUAUGGCCAUAUCGGUGCACAUAAGUUGUAUAGCAGUACUAUCGCUGAUUAUGAUGUUGGCAGUAUGCGUACUUCUCUCCGAGUACAGAACGCCUGCCCAGUCUGUGUAGCUCAGAGAGGCAUUCGAACGAGAAGGCAUACUCUUGGCAAGAAGCUAGCUCGUAGUGUCGAGCCUUGGGAGCUUAUGGGUCUUGAUUUAAUCGGCCCAUUCGUUCAGAGUGGUGUGAGACCGAUGGGACAUGAGUCUGUUAUGGCGAUCAUCGGUGUUUGUGCAAGCAGUGGCUUUAUAGUACAACGAAAGAUCGAGAACCAUUGUCCUGCUCACAAGCUCGUCGAAGGUCUCGACUCCAUCUUCAUGGAGCAUGGGUAUUGUUUGGGAGUGUUAUCAGAUGACGAUCAAAGAUAUCACUCCACUCCGGAGUCAGCCCGAGGUUCUGGACAAGAGGCUAACUGCUCCGACUUACACUUCGUGUAUGGUCGGGCAUUACCGGCUAGCUUAUCAACUAUGCGUCAGCUGAGUGAGCCUGCUAAGGUUGCAUUAGCGGACAAAUUGUCCGGGUAG
Molecule: messenger RNA, 3666 nt
Organism: Perkinsus marinus ATCC 50983
Lineage: Eukaryota; Perkinsozoa; Perkinsida; Perkinsidae
Exons: 3
Coding region: 1-3666 (1221 amino acids)
Source: RefSeq, a predicted model, not a curated record